GCGCCGAUGCGGAUCUCGGUAGCCGGUCCGUCCGUCGUUGUCUACGCACCAGGCGACCGACCACUGCGCCACGUGCUGGGGCUUUUGUACGUCGUGGUGUCGGUCGGCCUCAGUCUCUACAGCCUCUAUCUUUUUGCCCCAUACCUUGAAAACGAUCUUUUUUGGAGUGGCUUUGCGACACUCAACACGUCGGCGGCGCUUCGCUAUGUCUACAACCGCGCGCUCGCGUCCAUGAACGCAACGUCGUCUGCAACUGUCCUUGACGUGCAGGCGCUGCCGUGGGUCGAGCCGUACGAGAUGCAGCCAGCGUACGGUCGGCGGUUGCUCUACGAGCACAUGACAGCGCUUCCAACCGCAAUUGCGAGCCUGCGCCACCUUGACAGCGGUCUCUUUACGUUUCUACCAGCGAAAUACUGCUGGGUGGACUUGGAGCGGCGUUGGGAAAUGGGCGUCACAACCGCGACGCAGGCCCGGUGCGAGGCCAACGACAUGGCCAAUGGCGCCGCGUACCUCGAAGCCGUCCUGCGCAACAUGGACUUUGGCGCGUGGUACGCCCAGAACGGCCUGCGCUUCAACAUGCGCGUGCUCACGCCGUUGAAUGCGACCGAUGCUGGUGCCGCGUGGUCCAAUCGACUGCUUACCCACACACUUGUCGAUGUGCAAAGUGAAGUCCUUCUCUGGGAAGCCCACGGCAUUGCGUAUUUUCAGCUGCUCUACUCCAACCACUACGAGGUCGGCGUCCUCGAAACCAUUGUGAUCGAGAACGCGCUCGGCGUUGUCUCGUCGUUUACGAUCAAAUCGAUCGCAUCCGUGCAGCGUGGGACGCCGUCGUGGACGACCGCGCUCCUCACGGGCAACUUUGAGUUUGAGUUGCAAGGCCCGGGGGUCAACCAAAGUCUCGUGCGCCACACACCUCUCUUUUACGGCGACAUUGACCCGACGCAGGUCGAAGUGUACCUGCUCGGGCCGUUCCGAGGGCUCAUCAACGACGUGGUGCACGCGCAAAUCGGUAUGCUCAACAACCUACGCCUGCGCUGGGUGCCGCCACCGCCCGACUGGAUUGCAGCCGUGCAGAGCUUUGACGCGAUCGUGCUCUCGGCGCUGCAGUCGAAUGCUGCGUUCGCACGCGCCUACAACGCCGUGCCAGCAUCGAUGGAGCUACCGCCACCGUCGUGGACCGACGCGCCGAUAGUCUACUUUGGCGGCAACCCCAUGUGUGCCUACGGUCGUCCGCAGUCGUUUCCGCAAGAAUCGUUUUCCUUCGACGAUGUGUGCAGCAAGCAGCUGCCGCUUCGCUUUACGUGGACUCGUGAAAGCAGCCUCCUUGUCCUUGUGAGCGGUGUCGACACGUCGUUUCUUUGCUCAAGCAGCGCAUGCUCAUCGUACCUCGCGUCUGUUGCCGCCGCGGCGAAGCUCCUCGGAACCGUAUCGGUUGCGCUACCCGCCUCGGUUGUCGGCUCGGACGUCGGGCUUAUGCAGUUUGUCGCCUCAGUGUCCAAUGAAUCGGACAUUUCGCUCGACAUGCAGCGCCUGUUUACGCCGGCGUGGCGCCCGCACGGCGUCGCCUGCGCGUACGACUGGGCGCAAAAUGUCCGCGAGGUCGUGUCCUUUGAAGGCGACAUGCGCACGCUGCAGCUCAUGUCGGCGGCGUACACGGGGACACCGACGGCGUUUGCGCCGCCGAGCGUGAGUUUGGGUAGCUACCUCUUGGCCAUGACGGCGGUCAUCACCAGUGUGCUCUGCCUCGUCGCGGUUGCGAUCAUCCUACUGUCGGUGGGACGGCGCCGAUGGCAUGCGCCGCCGUGGCUUCAGUUCCACCGCUUGACCGCAUCGGUAUAUUUAAACCGGGGUCUCAUGAGCUCGCGUGCGCUCACCGCGGCGCUCUGUCUGGCAACCGCCGUCGUCGAGCCGGUGGUAAAUGGCGCGACAAUGCAGUUGCAGGCGGCACCGCGCCCGGUGUGGGUCUCGGCGCUAUUGGCCGCCGAGACACUCUGGGUGCUCUACGGUGGGCAAGAGCUCUUGCACCCGCUCACACCGUCAAGCUCAGUUCUUUUUCCGGUUGUAAGCGCACUGGGCUUUUCCAGCAUUUGGCUUUUGGACGUUUUGGCACCGCCGACGAUCACUGCAACGCUCUCGCGCAGCUGCCUUGGUAUCGGUAUGGACGUCAUGCUCUAUUGUACGAGCGGACACGUGCAAAUUGGCAGCGUAUCGCGGCUUCUCGUGCUGCUCACGUGGCUCGUGGCUCUACUUUUGCUCUCGACGCUGAGCGUCGCCGUCGCCCGGUGGCGGCAGCGGCGUCCGAUGCUGUGCAUUGAAGAGAGCGCCUACAUGGUGCUGCCGCCGCUCGCUGUCGCGCACUGGCCGCGCGGCGCGAUCGCGAUCGAUGCCAUCUCGGCGGUGCUCUGCGGCCUGCUCUUUGUCUCCAAGACGCACGUCUUUGACACCAAGCUCUGGCUGUGGCUAUCCCCGGAUACGUUCGAAUGGCAGCACCACUGCCUCGUGCUUUUGCCACCGACAAUGGGACCAACGCCGAUCGUUGUCGGUGUGACGCCGAUCAAGCCGACGCCGCCUCCGAAUAGCUGGUUCAAAUCCAAGCUCGCGCCUCUCUCACUGCUCUUUGGCUGCCUCUACAUUGUGGCGACCCUCGGCAGCAACGUCGCGUACUUUAACCUCGUGCGGGACACCCUUGCCAACGACUUUUUCUGGGCGGGCUUCAACGCGACUGGGAGCUACGCGUUCGUCGCCAACGCUCUCAACCAGCGUCUCUUGACGAACACGUCCACACAGCUACGCCUCGAUGCAACCGCCCUCAUCGAUUACAGUCCGUCGUACGACGAGUCGGUCGCCACCAUCGCGUGGCCCGUGACGGCCGCGUCCCGUGGCCUCCAGGACGAAAAUGUGCUCACACUCGCGACCGCCGUGCGCGGCCUGCGCACCAUGGAUCCAUGUCGGCUCCCGUGGGUCUUUACGCAGUAUUGCUGGCUUGACGUCCACCAGCGCUGGGGCAUGGCCCACACGCAAGCGCGGCAAGACCGAUGCAAACGCCACAUGGCCUCGAAUGCUGCCGUGUACCUCGAGACGGCCUUGCGCAACAUCAACGACUGGGGGCAGUGGCACGCUUGCUAUGGCGACUCGUUUGCUACUGGGUUUGUCGACGAGCUCCAGCAGUCGACUGCCGGCCAAGCCUUUUUAGCGUCCUUGCACGCUGGCAUUUUGCUUUCGGUCGACGACGAAGUCAUCUACUGGCGGCAGGCCAACCUGAUUCGCUACGAACUUCAGUGGCAAAAUUUCAAAACCACCGGGUUCCACGAUGCUAUGCUCGUAGAGAACGCGCUCGGGCUCGCGUAUGCGCUACCGCUGGCCAAUGUUGUCGGUCGCUUUCACCCGACGCGACAAACGUCGCACGUCAUGUACUGGGCGUUCGCCAGUGAUCUCUGGGCCGUGACCGCUUCCAAUGCGUCGCGGAUCGCCGGGUGCAGCUUGCUGCGAUCGAGCAGUGUGUUUGCCUUUGCAAAUGUAUCGAGCGAGCAGCUCCUUGUCGACAACCGUACCUUGUCGUACCCGCUCUCGAGCGGUUUUCAUGCGCUCUCGUCGCACGUCGGGCCGUUCAACGCCGUCGACAUGUUAUUUGUGCCAGUGCCAUUUCCGCUCGGGCGCUUCUACGCAUUGUUUCAUGAUGCGCUGGCGAUGCUGUCAGCGACCGACCUCGAAGCACAGGCGCGCUACGUCCAUUUGCCCACCAAGUAUUUUGUCUUGGCCGUACCCCUGGUGUGGCAGGCGCUACCAACCCCGAUUUCGAUGGGCGGCAACAUCUUUUGCGGUGACAACGCUGUCGCGAGCCCGUUCUUCUUUGGCAUGGCCAUCGGGUUUGGCGCCACGAGCUACUGCAACUCGGUGUACCUCGAAGUGAUGCAACCGACGCCGUCGCAGGUGCUCUUUGCUUUGUCUGCGUUCAAUGCCACGUCGACGCCGUCGAUGGACGCGACCGACUAUGUCGAUAUUUGCAGUAGCGAUGCCAUUGUUGACAGUCGCUGCGUGGACGACUACAUGGCGGGUGGAGCGUUCCUCGAGACGUACCCUGCACUGGCAUUUGCAGCGGAGGCGACCGCCGCCUACGACGCUAUGGCAGCACACAACGUGACCGUGCUGCAGUACGGACGCCAGAGCGAUGGCUCGUCGUCGCUGCUGCAGCUAUCGCUCUUAAGCUCGUCGGACCGUAUCUGGAGCUUUUAUGGGUGGUUGCUGUUGUACGAGUGGACGUGUGGCAUGCGCGAGGUCGUUGCCUUUACGGGGGAUGCCGGCACCGUCACCACCAUCAGCCUCGGCGUCGUGCCCGUGACAAUGCCACCGGACGCGGGUUUUAUUCCGCAAACGUAUGCGUUUUACUGCCAGCAAGUUGUGCUCUACAUCACGAUCGUGCUCAUUUGCAUGGCGAUCGUCGUCUUGGGCUACACACUGCACUUGCGCGGACACAUGGAAAGCCUCAACCUCCUCGAGUUUAACCGAACGGUGGGCAUUGUCUGGGUCGGUCGCAGCUUUCUCUUUGUGCGCAGCAUCACCGCGCUCUGUCUUUUGCAUACGAGUACGCUCCAGCUUUCGAAAACCGGCCUCGGCACGCUCCUCGCGUCGCCGCCGUUGCACUGGACCAAGAUCGUCCUCGCGUCCUCCGAAGCCACGUGGCUCGUCUACGUCCUCAACGACAUUCUGAGCUGCGUCACGCAGCAGUACACGCCGUCCUAUGCAUACAAGAGCUCGCUCCUCACGUGGAGCUGCACUUUUCUCUGGACGCUCCUCGAUGCGCCGCCAAGUGCGACCGCCAACGUCUCGCGCGUCUGCGAGCUCCUCAACAUGGACGACGGCCUCGUGUGCGUGAGUGGCCGCGUUCAGAUUGGCAGCGUUCGCCGCGUCUACACGACAAUUGGCAUUGCGCUAGGCUGCAUCAUUGCCACGUAUGGGAUCGAACGCAUGUUGCAGCCCCAGCUCCGUCGCCGACACAUUCCGUCGCUGCUGCUCAACGCGCAGAGCGUCUACUGCCUCCUUUUUCGCGAAGUGAACGGCGCGUGCUACUUGGACAAGGCGUCCGCGGCCCUCGCGGGGCUUCUCGCUUUCUCGCAAGGCGACGUGUGGUACAUUUUAGAUGUGAAAACGUGGCGGCUCCUCGUGGUGCGGACGCGGGCAUGUGCCGACCAUGACGCCCACCUCCAUCACUGCUUGCCGCUAAGCCAGCUCUAACUACCCACUCCAGCGAUAUGCUCACCUUUUCAUGCCCAAUCCCCAAUCUCGUGCGCUCACUACAGACUUGUUCCAGAC
Molecule: messenger RNA, 5310 nt
Organism: Saprolegnia diclina VS20
Lineage: Eukaryota; Oomycota; Saprolegniomycetes; Saprolegniales; Saprolegniaceae
Exons: 1
Coding region: 7-5232 (1741 amino acids)
Source: RefSeq, a predicted model, not a curated record